GCGUUUGCCCCCACCACCGCUCGGCCCCACGGCUCCUCCGCUCCACCCUCUCUCUUAUCCCGCUCCUCCAGCAGCGAGGGGCGAGGCAAAUUUCCAAAUCCCAAACCCCCCCAAAAAUUUUGAAAAAAAAAAAAGGAAAGUCCUCAGAUCCCCUCACGGCCGCACUACCACGCCGGAAUCUCUCCCGAAUCGGACCGACGCCGCGCCCGGCCGCACUGCGGGGGCUUCUCCUCUCGCGGCGCGGCCGGGGCUACGCGGGGCCCUGCGCCGCCGUUCGCGGUGAAUGCCUGAGCCCGAGGUCGGCGUCCUCGGUGGCCGGGGCCUGCACCGCGACGGCCUCAAGGGGUGGCCUGACCUGCGGUCGCUGUCCGGGAAGAAGAUGACGACGCCGCCGCCGCCGCCGGUGGAGAAGCAGCAGCAGCAGGCGCGGCCCGCGGCGGUGGCGCCGCCGGACCAAACCCUAGAGUUCUCGGACGGGCUCCUCCUCCGCGUCCUCGCCUGCCUCCCGGAGCCCCACCUCACGGGCGCCGCGUCGCUGGUCUGCAGGAGGUGGAUGCGCCUCGCGGGGCGCCUGCGCCGCCGCCUCGUCGUCAGGGACUGGGCCUUUGUGACCCACCGCCUACACCACCGCUUCCCCGAACUGGCGGACCUCGACCUGUUCCCGGCGUCCAUUGUCGCUCCGGCCGUGCCGUCCCCGACCUCCCCUCUCCUCACCUGCGCCGAGGUGUCGCUAACCCUAGACACCGGCGCGGACCCGCCGCUCGUCGCCUGCCGUUUCCUCGCAGAUGACGUGCUCGACAGGGGCCUUGUUGCCGUUGCCGCCAGUUUCCCCAACCUCCGCCGCCUCUCAGCCACAGCCGCCUCGGAGUCCGGGGGUCUGAUGGAUAUCGCUGGCGGCUGCGCAACUUUGCAAGAGCUCGAGCUCCACCGAUGCACCGACCUCGCCCUCCGCCCAGUCUCCGCCUUUGCGCAUCUUCAGAUCCUCCGCCUUGUCGCAGCCUCCUCUGCGUUAUAUGGCACCAGUGAAGAUGGUGGUGUCACCGACAUCGGCCUCACCAUCCUUGCUCAUGGAUGCAAGAGAUUAGUGAAGCUGGAGCUUGUUGGUUGCGAGGGAAGCUAUGACGGCAUCGCGGCUGUGGGGCGGUGCUGUGCGAUGCUUGAGGAGCUCACCAUCGCCAACCACAAGAUGGACAAUGGGUGGCUUGCUGCGCUCGCUUUCUGCGGCAACCUCAAAACCCUAAGGUUGCAAGGAUGUUGCAGGAUUGAUGACGAUCCUGGGCCUGCGGAGCAUCUUGGUGCCUGCCUCACGCUUGAGAGCCUGCAGCUUCAGCAGUGCCAGCUGCGUGACCGUCGUGCCCUCCAUGCUCUCCUUUUGGUUUGUGAGGGUGCCCGUGAGUUAUUGGUCCAGAAUUGCUGGGGCCUUGAAGAUGACAUGUUUGCCAUGGCAGGACUGUGCAGGAGAGUUAAGUUCCUCUCCUUAGAAGGUUGCUCACAACUGACAACUCGAGGUCUAGAAUCGGUGAUAACCUCAUGGAGUGAUCUGCAGAGCCUAAAAGUUGUCUCUUGUGAUAAAAUCAAAGAUGAGGAAAUCAGCCCUGCCCUCUCAGAGCUUUUCUCCACUUUCAAAGAGCUUAAGUGGAGACCUGACAACAAGUCACGUCUCGCUGCAAGCCUCGCUGGCACUGGAAUGGGAAAGAAGGGCAGGGUGCUUUGCAAAAGGCAGAUCUUACCAGGCCAUCAACGAGUCAAAGGGACGAUGCUGAACUAUUCAACAGGUGUUGCUGCUUAGUAGGAUUGCAAGUCCAGAAGCUCUGCGUGCUCCUGGAAUAUUCUUGAUCUUAGAAGUUGUUACAAAUUCUUCCAACUUAGGGCAAAAGGCGCCUUGCCAAUUCCCCUAUACCCACAAGUUUACAGUAUGAAAACUCAAUUGAGGUGCAAAUUUGUCUUUGCGCCGGAGUUGUAGCAAGCUAAAAGCCACACAUGGCACGGAAUAUUGUUUCAUAAGUUAUGGCAGAACUUGUUAGUUCCUGACUAACAGUAGAGCCAACAGAAAAUUUGUGUUCGCUGCACAUACCAUCGCAAAUGAUGUAUUCAUAUUGUCAGAUGAUAUCCUGCUUCUUGAAUGUUCA
This is a messenger RNA of Oryza sativa Japonica Group (Japanese rice), 2129 nucleotides long. Its product is annotated as F-box protein At5g51370. Lineage: Eukaryota; Viridiplantae; Streptophyta; Magnoliopsida; Poales; Poaceae. Gene Ontology annotation, cellular component: SCF ubiquitin ligase complex. The record is from RefSeq and is a predicted model, not a curated record. Gene Ontology annotation, biological process: SCF-dependent proteasomal ubiquitin-dependent protein catabolic process. Gene Ontology annotation, molecular function: protein binding.